GGCUUCGUGCUAUCGGCGAAACUGGGAGAGAGGAGUCGCCAUCGGACGUAAGUCUCGCCAUUGAAGGACAAGACAGGGCCCCGCCGAAUCAAUAAACAAUUGAAACGGCCGCCAAACCAUCCCGUGAGAUGAGACAGCCUCGGACCUUUUAUACACAAUUAUAUUUAUCUAUACAUACACAGACCUGUAUUUAUGCUAGAAUCCUCUUGCGCUCUCCCCAACCCGGAAAACCCUCCAAUACACUCUUCUAGAUGCCUCCUCUCCUCUGCUUGAUCUGCUGCAACCUUCGCAAUAUUAAGGAGGCUCCUCUGUCUCCCAACAACCUCGUCCUGCCUGUGACCAUUGACUGUGGUCUGCUGAGAUUUCAUCAACUCAAAGGCAAUGUCACUCUCUGCUCUUUCCCCUGAAACGCGGUUGUUGAGUCCCUUCUCAGUCCCCGUCCCUAAGAGCCGGGGAAACGACACCCUCCUGUGCAGAAUCCACAGGAGCCCCAAAGGCGAGCUUGCACUGAGCUGCAGCUCCAAGGAGCUGAAAUUCCUGUCCAAGAAUGGCAAGAGCAGAGGCGGGUUCGAGGAAAGGAAGGGCCUUUCCCAGGUGGGUGCCGGAAAGAUGUCGGUUUUGUGUGGUUUCGGGUACUGGGUUCAGGGGUUCAGGUGCUUCCCGUGGUUGGCUCUGAAUUUCCACAUGGCCCACAACCUCAGUCUCCACCCUUCUGCUCUGCAGCUUGUUCAGAACUCUGGGAACCUUCCAAUGGUGGCGAAGCCGCUAUACGGCAUCCUAUCCGAUGCUUUUUACAUUAAUGGUGCUCAUAGGUUGCCUUAUAUUUCCAUCGGAGUCCUCUUGCAGGUUCUGUCGUGGGGCCCACUGGCAUUGAUCCCAUCAGCUCGGGAAGCUCUUCCAAACCUCAUGGCCUGUGUCCUUCUGAGUAAUCUUGGAGCCUCCAUCACGGAGGUGGCAAUGGAUGCUCUCGUAGCUGAGUACGGUCAGAGACACAGAGCAAAUGGUCUCCAGUCUUAUGCUUUCAUGGCCUCGGCUGUCGGGGGCAUACUUGGGAACUUCCUUGGUGGAUAUUUCUGGCCCACUGCAGCUUCCAAGACCAUGUUCUUUGUAUUCUCGAUCCUACUGAUUUUCCAGCUUGCUAUUUCUAUGGCAAUUAAAGAGGAAGCUCUCGGAAUACAAGCGCAGACCUCCCAUUACGACGACAGACAGAGUUCUUCUAUCUUGGGCAUUAUGGGGAGCCAAAUGUCCAAUCUUCGGAGGGCAAUUCAAGAAGAGACCAUCUCAAGUUCCCUUGUUUGGGUUGUGUCUUCCAUCGCUAUGGUCCCACUUUUGUCAGGUUCCAUCUUCUGCUAUCAAACCCAGUGCCUUCAUCUGGACCCUGCAGUUCUUGGAAUGUCCAGGGUUGUUGGCCAAUUGGUUGCACUUUCAGCAUCGUUUCUCUUCGAUAGGUUCUGGAAGAGUGUCACAAUGAGGAAGUUGAUUGGUUGUACUCAGGCCCUUUAUGCUUUCUCUCUUCUUCUGGACCUCGUCCUUGUGAAACAGAUUAACCUCAGAAUAGGAAUCCCAAAUGAGAUCUUUGUCCUCUGCUUCUCGAGCUUAGCAGAGGCAAUUGCGCAGUUUAAGCUUCUGCCCUUCAUUGUGCUAUUCGCGAACUUGUGCCCGAGGGGUUGCGAGGGAUCUCUCAUGUCCUUUUUAGCAUCGGCACUAUGUUUAUCAUCAAUAGUUAGUGGAUUUUUUGGUGUAGGGUUGGCUUCCUUAAUCGGGAUAACAUCGGGUGACUUCUCAAGCCUAGCUGGGGGAAUUCUUGUUCAGUUUGUUGCUGCUAUGCUGCCUCUGAGGUGGAUUGACAGGGUUCCUGCAUCACCACCUAUUGUGGAGAAGGAGAAGAAGAGGGGUAGAAGCAAGAGGAGUCGGAGGAAUAAGAGGAUCGGGAGGGUGGUGUUGAGGUUGCUUUAUGCUUAUCGACGUGAGAGAGAGUCCGAAACAUUGCAAAGGUAAAUUUGACAGUGACAUAGUUCCGCAUACAACCGCAGCUUUUGUCAAGAUGUCUCCUGCAUAGUAUCUGGAUCCAAAAGUUGGUGAGGAUUAAAGACGCCAUUCUAAGUCACAGUUCAGUGAACUCUGCGCUACUAAUUCCACCAAGACAGAUGGACAUGGAAAUACUCCGUUAGAAAUUGUAAUGCAGGUUCCCUCCGAGUUGAAGUGGCAUGCAGGACAUCCUGUUCUUGGAACAGAUUUUGCCUCAAAGGCAACUGUUUCCUAGCUACUGGUCUACAUUCUGCUAGAGGAAAAGAAACAUCCGUCUCUUACAUAUGAUCAGCUAUUCUUUCGGAAAUCAGAUCAUGCGCGUGUGGAUAUUAAGCAGGUUCUGACUUGAAUCCGAGUAGUACUGGUUGAGAGUUGAGACUAGUGUGGAAAGCCAACGGUGCGGAUUCAACUUCUUCAACUAGGAAGCCACAUGAUGAAUCAUUGAAUCUCAAGUCCUAUGGAACAGAGAUAUAUCUCUGGGAUGCUAGCUGCUCCAGCCUAAGAGUAGUUAUGGUUCGGUUCGUUUUCUUUUGGCCGUUGAUCAUGGUCUGUAUAAUUCUUUCAAACUAAAUCAUAUUUUAUUGCGAUAUCACAGCUCUGAAAUGAAAA
Punica granatum (pomegranate) is the source of this 2637-nucleotide messenger RNA. The record is from RefSeq and is a predicted model, not a curated record. NCBI's taxonomy places the organism in Eukaryota, Viridiplantae, Streptophyta, Magnoliopsida, Myrtales, Lythraceae.